Molecule: messenger RNA, 4537 nt
Organism: Mercenaria mercenaria
Lineage: Eukaryota; Metazoa; Mollusca; Bivalvia; Venerida; Veneridae
Exons: 9
Coding region: 989-2524 (511 amino acids)
Biological process (GO): protein phosphorylation
Molecular function (GO): ATP binding; protein kinase activity
Source: RefSeq, a predicted model, not a curated record
ACAUGCAGUCCUAAUGUUGCCUUUUUCGAAAAACAUUUUCUUUCCUUCUUGUCUUCUUUCCUUUUUUAAAGAUUUUCCACCCCCGGUCACCCCCUCUGGAUCCGCGCCUGGUGACAUAUCAUGCUUUCUGUUUAUGCAGGUAAACUUGUGUUUGGUUAAAUUUCAACAGAGCACAAUUGUCUGAACAGUGUACAAACUCAUUACUGUUUUUUCAGGCAAGGGUGGAAAAAAAGUGGUAGACAAUGAAAGCAGUAACAUUUUUAUUAAAAAAAAAUAAACAAUGAGACAAACAUUUCCAACAUCUUUGGACGGUUCAAAAAUCCCAUGUUAAACAUACGAUAAAGCCCGAAACGCGUGAAAAUGUUCCGAUGGUAAAUCGGGUGAAGUAAGCGCUCUAUGUAUGAAGUUAGAUUAUGCGUCUAGAUUGAUUAAACUGGGCGAGUCUACUUACUUAUUACUUGAGGAUGAAAAAAAAAACGUGUUUUUUAAAUGUUGCUCUUAAACAAGGGUGGCGGUUGAACUACUAAAAGUACAACAACAGUUAAUUCACAACAAAUCGUACGGUAUGUUUUAUAAUCAGUUUAGUCGUAUUUACGCUUAUGAGACCUGUUUCACCCACAAGUAAAGAAUUCACAGGUCCAUCAUGAAAUAUUUUCCCCAGCGCGCAUAUACUUGUCCUAUUCAAUAUGAUCGCGGCCGCGAUCAAUAAAAUAAUAAAAUGGUUUCUGUUCAUUGUUGUAUUUAAGAUUCAUACAGCUAGCGAAUAUUUCGAUCCAUUCUAAAUGGUAAAGGAAGUUAUUAGGUCGGAUCACAUUACAUAGCUACUUCUUUUUGAAAUUGUAAGUGAAGCAUAACGUUUUCUUUGACUAGAUCUAAAAUGUUGAUAUUGAAAUUCAGGCGUUACUGUUAUACCAUAUAAGAUUCUGUUCCAUGUCAGAGGAAUAUUUCUGACUGUAUUCAUUGAUUCGAUUAGCCGACAGGAGUCUGGAUGACAGGGGAAAAAAAAGACAAUGUGCAUGUAAAAAUGGGUGAAACAAGCAGUUUUAUGCAUGAAUACAAAUUAAUGAAAGAACCCCAACAGCCAGGCCACAAUCUACGGGCGUUUUAUUUGGAUGCCAACAUGGAAAGUUCGUCACUAGACAUGAUGAAAUAUGAAGAGUUACGCCUGGCAACCUUGCGAAGUUUUCCCAGGGAAAAUAAGCCCGACAUUGUCAGCAUCGCAGUAGCUGGGUUCUACUGCGGCUCAGAUGGUGAUGCAGUGACUUGCUAUUGUUGCGGUUUAACACUUAGAGAACUGACAGCAGAACACAAUCCUAUGGAGAUUCAUAGAAGGAUGUCUGAACACUGUAGGUUCAUUAGUCAUAAUCAAGACGUGAAUAAAAGUUAUUUCAAACGAACUCGUUGUGAAGAAGUCAUACUUCAAGCAGUUCCAUCUUGCGACAAAAAGGAUCACCAGACACCAUUUAAGGAUGUGAAAGAUAGAGACGAAUGUACAGCAUACCAAGAAAUGGGAUAUCUGGAACAUCUAGAAAGAAAUCAGAUAGCUGUUUCUGCUGUGCAGCAAGGAGUGAAAGUUAAGGCAAUGUGUAACGACCUUGACACAAAGCAAGCAGACGAGGAGAAUAACCUAAAGAAAUGUUAUAUAGCACAGUUGGAAGAAACAACGCAAGAACUGGGGACAGCGCGUUCCAGUAAACUAUCAAAUUCUCAACAAUUUGUUGAUUUGGGUAUCAGCCUGCGUAAACCUGUGUUAGGGACUGCUACAAUUCCAGAUUGUCCCAUAGACCUGAAAGAAAAACACAAACAGAAGCCAUCGAUACAGAGUGAAGAAGAAUUCAUUAGUUUGCAUGAAAUACCAUCUAGUGUAAGCUUGAAUGUGCCAUCCUGCCUGGUAAAAAAAGUUACACUGAUAGGAAGAGGGACGUUUGGUAGAUGCUAUAAAGGCAUAAAUGCAGAGUCUGGUGCGAUGCUAGCAAUAAAAGAGAUACCUUUCAGUGCUCAAGGGAAAGAUGGAAAGCCUGCACUAGAGGAUACAAGAAAGGAGUUCUCUCUGCUGAAGGGUCUUUGUCACCCAAAUAUCAUACGUGUGCUAUGGGAAACAUGUGAUAAAGAUAAAUAUCAUAUAGUUAUGGAGUAUAUGCCAGGUGGAUCUGUCGGUGGUCUUCUGAAAUUGACUGAAAAUGGAUUAAAAGAAUCACUGAUCAUACGUUACACCAAACAGAUUUUGCACGGCUUAUCAUACCUGCAUUCAAGAGAAAUAUUACACAGAGACAUCAAAGGAGAAAACCUACUUCUAACAGAAAAUGAUCUUGACCUUAAAAUAGGUGACUUCGGAAGUGCGACUAAGGUGGAUUGUAUAAUCAGUGGAGUGAAAGAAAAAUCCCAUGUAGGGACUGUGCCACUCAUGGCUCCUGAGGGUGGCAAGGGAAAACAGCUAUACGGGUGCCGGGGAUGUGUGGAGUGCUGGAUGUUGCAUUAUUCAGAUGGCUACAGCCAAACGUCCAUGGAAUGCAGACAAAUUUGACAACGAAUGGAGUCUUUUAUAUAAGAUUGGCACGUCGUCCGAUCCGCCUCCCAUCCCACACUGGCUGUCUCCAUCACUGAAGAGGCUAACCGAGUCUUGCCUGAUGAUGAAUAAAGAAGGCAGACCAUCAGCAGAAGAGUUGUUAAAAAACGAUCUCUUCAUAGAAAGUAGGGAAAAUGGCAAUCCAGGUGUUUUUGAGCUGAGUGGAAAUGUGCAUGAAACAAUGUAGGAGAGGUGGAAUGAAAGAGGUUUUCAUUAUUAGUGGGAAAACAAUUUUAGCUGAUUGAAAUUGUUUAUGCCUUUUCCAUUUCACGUUUAGCAUUAGCUGAAAACUGUGUUAUACUUCUUGUGUGUGAGAACGGAAGGUUGAUACAUGUGAAAAUAUGAAAACCCUCAUUUUAUUCGAACAGUGUAGUCGUGUUAACUCUGACAUUCAAUAAAAUAAAUGUGACCAUAACUAAUUACUUGUUUACUGCGUUACGUCUAGAUGUGCAUUGUUUAAUUAUUGUUAUUUUUGUUGUUCUCUAAAUUUCUUGUCUAAAAUAGGGUUAUUUUGAUGGUAACCUGAUCUGGCACAGUGUAUUCGGCUUGAGUGGAUUUUGCCAGGCCGGAUUAAAAAAAGGCGCUCCUGGCAAGUUCCACUCGAGCCGAAUACAACAUCCCUGACCUUACUGCUGUUAUAAUGAUUCUUUUUAUAUAUAUCUCCACUGUUUUGUUUCAGGUUUUUUUUAACCAAGGAAUAUUAAGGAUUAUCGAUGUUAAGAUUGAACUGAGUGAGUUCUUUUGUGCACUAGCUGUUCAUAUAACUCUGUCAGGUCAUCGAUAUUAGUUAAUGAAAUGAGUCUAGCAACAAACAUAACACCGGGUUUAGAGUUCAAUAUAUUUAAAUUGUUUUCUGCCUGUUCGUGUUUUUCUUCUGAAACACAAGGCGUAUUUAUUACAGAAUUUAUAUAGGCAUAUGAUUAAUUUAUCUAUUGUACCUCCAAUACAUAUUUUAGCUAAUUUCAAGAUCUUUAUUCUAUUUAACAUCAGUGCUUUAGUUUUAUUCACCUGUGAUAUGCUGUGUAAAAUACCACUGUUGUAUUUAUUACCAAAAAAAACAAAAAUUGUUAGUAAAAGUAAAAUACUUACUUUAUUUUAUGUUCAUUUUUUUUUAAUUCCAAGCUUUCUUCCUCUUUAAAGAGUGAAUGGAAUAAAAGGAGUAAUAGCAUUUGGAUAAUUCUAUGCAGAAUUUGAAUUGUCAAAUCAUUGAUUGUAUAGUUUUGAUAAAGGUAUGGGCUAAAAUUGCCAUGGAAAUAUAUCCUUUUUCUUAUGUGUGAAGAUGUAGUGAAAACUCUUACACUUGUUCCACAUAAAAUAACUGGAAAAUAAAGGACACGAAUAGCUUCAAAUAUUUUCUCACGUUUAUGAAAAUCGGAAUAAAAAUGAAAUGAGCGGACUAUCAACAUUUGUCAUUCAGAUAUAUUUUUAUAUUUGAUUUAUUCAUAAUCAUAAUGUUGUCACUCGUUAAUUGUUUUACUAUUAUUGUUUGAUGAUACAAAAUCAUAGGAAGAAACUUUGUUACAUUUUAAUAGGUAUAGUUAUAGUUAUCAAAACAGUGUUAUAUAUUAGUCGUCAGGACCAGUGCAAUGUGUGUUCGUUAAAAAAAGACAUUCCGCAUUUUCUGUAAAAUCUUCAUUCACUUGGUUUGGUUUGCAAUUGUUCGAGUUGUCUCCCUUUAGCUACAACUUGAAUUAAAUAUGGAUGAUAAGAAACAUAAGAGAUAGACAGUUUUUCUAACAUUCUUACAGUAUACUCAUAAAAACUGAACAUUUGCUUUAAAGUGUUAACAUCGUCUACUAUCUGUAUGAAAGAUAAUAAAUCACAUGUCAAAAUAACCAGAAAAAAAGUAUUUUGAAUUGUAUUAGCACUAAUCAGUAUAACGUUACAUAUUAUUCUCCGUAUGUUUGUAAUGAUGUAUCAUUGAUAUUGUAGCCGUAAUAAAACGACUUGUAACGUUCAACUAUUGAUGUU